This is a messenger RNA of Varanus komodoensis (Komodo dragon), 3153 nucleotides long. It is a transcript of the gene GDE1, whose product is annotated as glycerophosphodiester phosphodiesterase 1. Gene Ontology annotation, molecular function: phosphoric diester hydrolase activity. The record is from RefSeq and is a predicted model, not a curated record. The coding region runs from base 261 to 1175 and encodes 304 amino acids. The transcript is spliced from 6 exons. Lineage: Eukaryota; Metazoa; Chordata; Lepidosauria; Squamata; Varanidae. Gene Ontology annotation, biological process: lipid metabolic process.
ACUUCGCUAUUGGGAGUGAUUAAAGCAUUAGGGAACCAGAGUGUAGAUCACUUAAACCUAAGGAGAGACAUAAGCUAACAAGGGAGAUCCCAUGCAAAUACGUGUGAAUCAUUAGUGCUAAAUAUAGUAAACUUGAAUUUCCCAGAACAGUUCAUAACAAACUUGCUGAGGAGGGAAAUUAUGAGAUAUUCUUUUGUCUGUUUCUGAUAUGUUAUCUAGAUCAGAUACUGACUACCAUAAUUUCCUUUCCUUAUCUUUGAAUGGGCUGUAAAUUGCCCUGUUUGGUUUACUUCUGCUGCCUCAGAGCUUUGCUUCCAAAUUACAGUGACCUGAAUGAACAUUCUGUAGCCUCCAGAGGACUGUGCAUAACGUAUGUCAUAUAUACUCAAGGCAAGCAAAAGCAGGAGAACAAAAAUGGGAGGACCAAGAUGCCCUGGCAGGCAGCUGAGAAUGGAGCCACCGGUGUGGAAAUUGACCUUGAAAUUACGGCUGAUGGCGUUCCUAUCCUGAUGCACGAUGAGACUGUAGACAGGACCACCGAUGGGUCUGGAAGUUUACGUCAUCUGACAUUUGCUGAGAUUAGACAGUUUAAUCCAGCUGCUAAACAUAGAUUAUGGAGGGAUUAUCGUGGGGAAAGAAUACCAACAUUAAGAGAAGCUGUUUUGGAAAGUAUACAUUAUGACCUCAUUAUUUACUUUGAUGUCAAGGGCCAUGCAGACCAGGCUGUUGAAGCCCUAAAACUCCUCUACCAGGAAUAUCCUCGGCUUUACAACUCCAGCAUCGUUUGCUCUUUUAUGCCAGAUGUUGUCUAUAAGAUGAGGCUAGCCGAUAAAAACAUCGUUACAGCUCUGACUCACAGACCCUGGAGCUUCAGUCACUUUGGAGAUGGGAAACCUCGCUUCGAGUCCUUCUGGAAACACUACCUAAUGAUGGCGCUGGAUGUUGUUGUAGACUGGAGUAUGCACAAUUUUCUGUGUCACUUAUGUGGAGCUUCCGUUUUUCUGAUCCAGAAAAAUUAUGUUUCGCAGGAGUACGUGAAUCGGUGGUCUUCCAAAGGAGUCCACGUCGUUGCUUGGACAGUCAACACAUUCGCUGAAAAAAUGUACUAUGAAAAUGUUCUCCAGACCAGCUAUAUGACUGACAGCUUAGUAGAGGAUUGUGAUCCUCACUAUUAGUUUUAGCCUUGACUGGAUUGCUUCUGGGUUUGCCUCACCUGGCAGACCAAAGUUCAUCACUUGUGGUACUUCAAGGGUUCAUACUAUCAGGGUACAUUUACUCACUUGGGACAGGAUUAUUACAAUUGCAAAUGCAUUGAAAUGUCUCUUUUCAUAAUGCUGGACUGAGACUUAACAUUACAAUCAGUUUUAAUCUUAGAAGAAUUGAAAUUCUGAGUAAGAUAAGCCUGUGCAGACGAAGGAAGAACGAUCAUAUUGAGUUAAUUUGCUUGGCACAAUACAAGGAGUGAACUUGCAGAAGAUUUGCACUGCAAAAAAACAGCUUGAUUUGGAAAGAAAAGUGCUGCUAUUGGCCCUUCAGAGAUUACUGAUGUUACUUGAAACAUCUAGAUUAGCCUUUAUUUAGAGAAGGAACAUACAAGAAGGACACACUUUAGAUUCUUAGAAACCAACCUGCAACUACAGCCAAAGCACAUGCACUUUUUCCUCAUGCUUAAUUCUGAAAUCCAAGGGCCACGUCUGAAAAUGACAUAGUGCAUUGGACACAUUAUGGGCACUGGCAAGGAGAAUCCUCCUUGAGGGGCAUGAACAAGAACUAAGAGGCAUUUGGUGAAAAGCUGCAACAUGGAAACAGUCUAGGGGAGCUUGGCAGCCAGAACUAGGAAGUAUUCUUAAUGUGAAGAGUGGGCAUUUAUGGGCACAAACUUGUGUCUAGUAGAGGUUUAAGGGCCUCUAUCAAGUUCGUGUCACCAAAUCAGCAGAAAUCAGUAGUGGUUUUAGGGUCAUAUAUCCUCCAAACUGUCUGUGCUACCAAAUCAGCUGGGUAUAGAUCCACUUGUUACUCAGUAAAACUGGAAAGUAACGGAUACCCAGCUUCUAUGGAGUCAAAUGGCACUCGCCCCCAUUCGUUUUUUUUUUCCAAAUUAGUUUUUUCAGGCAUUUAAUUCAGACAUCAUCUGCAGCUGAAUCUCUGUGGCACUGGAUGCUGUUGACUUGUCUGCAUGUUGGGUUGUCUGUGAGCAGAGACGUCUCUCUGCAUGCUUCUCAAUGUCAAGCAUCCUCUGGAUGCUUUUUGGCUCAUUCCAUCUCAACAGUACCUGUUGAUUCAUUUCUAUUAUAUGUGCCACGUUAUGGAGAACAUUUACCAUACUGGGUAGCCCAAAGCUUGCCCUAGUUCCUUAACUGAAAUUAUCAGGUGAGGAAAUUCUGCAUUGGUGGGUAACACAGAGAAAGUGGUUCUAUUGGACAAAAUCAUGAGGCAUCUCAAGGGGCACAGUUCCCCAACAUGACAUUAUAUGGUAGCCUAAAGCUUAUUUUGGGGUACAGAGACAUAUUGUAUUCCUUAUUCUAUUUGUGAAUUGGUUCCUGUUUGAACUUUUGCACAAAAUAAUGGAUUACUAGUAACCAGAUUCAGCUUAUUCAGUGUCUGGGGAAAAAGACAGGAUCAGCCGGCAGUGGAAACUGCCACCGCUGCUUUACAGGACAGAAAAGGAUUGUCGGCCAGGUUAAAGUGUACAGCUGCAAAGACCCAGAUAAGAUACAGCUUCGUUCUGCAAAUGAUAUAACAUUAGACAUUGUUCCCAUCAAAAGCCCACAUCAAAUGGUGAUGAAGUAGGGUAUAUACAAUCAGAUAUACAUUUCACCUUGGUGUUGCAGUACACGUUGGAUUAAAAAGCCCAGAACUUGAUCAUUCUUUAUAAAAUCCCUGUUUAAUUUCUGCUAAAAAAUACUCUGAUCAGAAUACCAAAAAGAGAGUAAUUCAGAAAAGUAGCACUCAUGUUUAUACAACGGCAAUUUUCAGGGAUAAAUUAUUUCCAUCUAUUAGAGUUCCAUGACAAAUGCAGUUCAUCUCAGUUUUCCUCAAGCAUGUAGGAGAUCCUGGUCUUGUAGGCAGGAAGGGAAUCUAGUGAAGAGCUUCAUCCUGUCUUUAAUCUGUUGCACCACGAUUUUGAAAAUCACAAUAAAUGGAAAAAUGUCA